AUGAUCGGAGAGCGAAACCAUUCACAUCCGACGGUCCACGUCCCUCCGUGGACGACGAUAGUCGACGAUCCAACAGUCGACGCUUCAUUCCCCUUCCCUUUCACCGGCAAUGCCGACGACUACUCUCCGUUCGAUGAUCUGACGGCGCUGCAACGGUAUCUCCCGUCGAACGACGUGGAUUUGGACUCCGACGACUCUGGUCGAGAGUCGGAUCUCCCGUCGGACGCGUACUCUUGUGAUCACUUCAGGAUGUUCGAGUUCAAGGUCCGGAAGUGCACGCGUGCCAGGUCGCACGACUGGACAGAGUGUCCGUAUGCUCAUCCCGGCGAGAAGGCCCGCAGGAGAGACCCGAGAAAGUUUCACUAUUCGGGUACCGCAUGUCCGGAUUUUCGAAAAGGUAACUGCAGGAAGGGUGACGCGUGUGAGUUCGCACAUGGCGUCUUCGAGUGCUGGCUCCACCCGGCCCGGUACCGGACCCAGCCGUGCAAGGACGGCCGGAACUGUCGCCGGCGGGUUUGCUUCUUCGCCCACUCGCCCGACCAGCUCCGUGUCCUGAGUCCCAGAGCACCGGGUUCGGGUUCGGCUGAUUCCUAUGACGGGUCAAGUUCUUUAGAGUCACCGCCGAUGUCUCCAAUGACCGCCCGGUCUUUAGGUUCGGGGUCGGUCAAUGAAAUGGUCUUGUCUCUGCGUCAGUUGCAACUGAACAAGGUCAAGUCUAUGCCUUCCUCGUGGGGUCCUCAGAUGGGUUCUCGCUUCGGAUCCCCCACUUUGUCCAUCACUCGACCUGUUUUCUGCAGCUUGCCUUCAACCCCGACUAGCACAACAUCCCGAUCGGUCCGGUCUUUGGACCUCUGGGACAAAAUCGGGCUGGAAGAGGAACCUGUAAUGGAAAGGGUUGAGUCUGGUCGAGAUCUUAGGGCUAAGAUGUUCGAGAAACUAAGCCGGGAGAACCCCUUAGAUGGCGCUAAGUCGGGAUCGGAACCAAUAUCUGCGGGUCCUGAUUUGGGAUGGGUGUCAAAGCUGGUAACAUGA
Thlaspi arvense is the source of this 1032-nucleotide messenger RNA. Lineage: Eukaryota; Viridiplantae; Streptophyta; Magnoliopsida; Brassicales; Brassicaceae. The record is from the annotation of a GenBank genome assembly.